GGGAAGGGCACAGGUGAUGCACCUGUCCCGGGAAAGGAGCACUAGCACAGGUGUGUCACAACUCACCAGCCACCUGGCUUAGAGCAUGAGCUUCUUUGACCCACAAACGCAUUCCCCUCCACGCUGCAGCCCACAAUUCCCAAAUAUCGGCCAAGAACCUCCAGAGAUGAAUAUCUACUACGAGAACUUCUUCCAUCCACAGAACAUCCCGAGCCCCCAGCGACCAAGCACCUUUGAGACGACGGAUUACAACGCCGCUCCCAAUCCCUACCUCUGGCUAAAUGGACCUUCCAUUACCCCACCGCCGUAUCUGCCAGGAUCCAACGCCAGUCCUUUCAUUCCGCAGUCGUACGGGAUGCAGAGGCAGCUCUUGCCUAACAUGCACAGCUUGGGAGGAACUGACCUUGGCUGGCUUCCCCUCCCGUCCCAAGAGGAGCUCAUGAAGUUGGUGAGACCACCUUACUCCUACUCUGCCCUCAUUGCCAUGGCCAUCCACGGGGCACCUGACAAGAGGCUGACUCUGAGCCAGAUCUACCAGUACGUGGCUGACAACUUCCCGUUCUACAACAAAAGCAAAGCUGGCUGGCAGAAUUCCAUACGGCACAACUUGUCCCUCAAUGAUUGCUUCAAGAAGGUGCCUCGAGAUGAAGAUGAUCCAGGAAAAGGGAAUUACUGGACUCUUGACCCAAACUGUGAAAAGAUGUUUGACAAUGGAAACUUUCGCAGGAAGCGGAAGAGAAAGUCUGACAUUGAGGCCAGUGCUGCUACUCUUCCGUCUGAGAAAUCCGAGGACAGUACCCUGACUGGCAGCCCCAAAGCUGCAGAGCAUCAUGAUAUCUUGGAAAACUCAUCACCUGGGACUGACAAUUCACCUGAGAAAGGAUCUCCUCCUCCCUCUUCCAGCAGCCCGUGCCUCAGUAACUUCCUCUCCAGCAUGACCGCCUAUGUCCACAGCUCCAACUCGGGGAGCCGCUCCGGGCCCGUGGGACUCAGCUCUGAACCCAUUGACAAAAUGGGGCAGAACAUGGUAGGCUUCAAUUCCUACUCCCCACUCUCCAGUAUCCCCAGCCAUGGUGUGGGAGACUGGUCCAAUUCCAUGCCUUCCAGUCACCUUGGCCACAGCAACUCGGUGCUCAACCAGUUUAACACCCAUUUUUACAGCAGUCUCAGCACAAACAACACCCUGUACCCCAGGGAAGGCACAGAGGUUUAAUUGAAGCAUUCUAGGACACUAGAGGAUAGUUAUUUAUGACAGGAAAUGAUCCACAGGCAGGUGAUUAGCAUUAGCCUCGUGUCUCUAGGACCACGCUGCAUCCUCCUCCUGACAGCCACCAACUUGUUACCCUUUAUACUGAAAUCACAAACACUCCACAUUCUGCAGCUGCACAGGAAAAAGCAGGGAUCAUAGAAGGAAUAGUGAAAAGUUCUUCUCAGACACUGCUUGUGCUGCUGCCAACCAGGCUCCUCUACAGAAGUCAUUGAGAAGUUACAGCUUGCCUUAGGCAGGAGGCUCUUUCUGGCAUGGCAUUAACAUUGCUGUGCUUUUUAAAGUGGUAACAGAAAUGUGGUGGUACCUUCACAUAUCCUGGCUUUAGGUAUAGGCUGCCUGUACUAAAUGCUCAGCAAGUUCUUAUUUGGCCAAAACUCUCCUGAAACACUCAGGAGGAUCCAUAAUAAAAACCACUGUAUAGUGAGCAACAAGCAGCACUUGAAUGGUGAGUGCUGUCUUUGGCUUUUUCUCAUGCCAGUGCAUGUUUAAAGCCUGACCCCCUUCCAGCCCCACGGGAAUGUGGCAGCAAACUGACUUCAUCAUGGACACAACAGGAAUUUUGAAGCUGAAGGGAAGCAUAACAAAAUACACUGGAAUUGUCUUCUGCUGUUGGAUCUUUGUGCUUUCAAUUCUGAUUACAGGGUCAAUUUUAUUUCUUACACAUGUAAAUCUAGUCACAUAAGGGAAACAGGAUCUGUCCUGAGUAUAUAAAUAUAUAUAUUUAAGAAAUGUUUUUUCUAAGAAAACACAUCUGUUAUAUCUUAACAUUCUACAUUAAUAAUUUCUACUGAGUAAAGGGUUUGACUACUGGGGUGGGAGGUAAGGGAAGAAGAAAAGGGAGGUAAGAAGUCUAACUGUCUCUGAAUUUCAGUUUCAAAGGCUGGGAUCUUUCAGAGUAUCAACUGCAGAUAUUAUAAAGUCUCUGUACUGUAUUUUUUUUUCAUUUUGUAAAAGUCCUUGCUGUUAGUCCUUGUGUAAAUAUUAGAAAUAAUUCUUAUUUUUCCUACACUAUACUGUAGCUGCAAGCAUUUCAAAAUACAGAUGAAGUUUUUUAAACCAAGAAUUGACUCGAGUUCCACAUUUAUGUAGAGUAAUAUCUCAAAAUGGACAACCCCAGAAGCAUUUUUAAUAAAGCAUUUGUAAAGAAGAGUAUGU
Poecile atricapillus (Black-capped chickadee) is the source of this 2425-nucleotide messenger RNA. RefSeq names its product forkhead box I1 (gene FOXI1). Gene Ontology annotation, molecular function: DNA-binding transcription factor activity, RNA polymerase II-specific; RNA polymerase II cis-regulatory region sequence-specific DNA binding. The record is from RefSeq and is a predicted model, not a curated record. Lineage: Eukaryota; Metazoa; Chordata; Aves; Passeriformes; Paridae. Bases 86 to 1213 code for a protein of 375 amino acids. Gene Ontology annotation, biological process: cell differentiation; anatomical structure morphogenesis; regulation of transcription by RNA polymerase II. The transcript has 2 exons.